Caenorhabditis angaria is the source of this 3510-nucleotide messenger RNA. Lineage: Eukaryota; Metazoa; Nematoda; Chromadorea; Rhabditida; Rhabditidae. The record is from the annotation of a GenBank genome assembly.
AUGCAAUUUUCACCGUUUUACAGGGGACUGUACCCAAGAUCUUGGACCACCUACCGUAUCCCAGAAAUUGGUAUAAUAGUUACAAUUCGACAAGUUUCACCAGUUAUUCCAAAUAAUUAUGAAGAUUCUUCUCUGCCUGUUUGUUUAUUUAUUGUUGAUGUUGAAAAUGUAACAAAUGAUAAAGAAUAUGAAGUUUCGGUUGCUUUUACAUUUCGAAAUGGAACUGGAAAUCGAAGAUGGGAUCGAGAAACUGAAUGCACAGCUGCCAAAUUUACAUCAACUGGAAAUGGUGAACAAAUUAUAAAUGGUGUUGCAUUAUUUCAUUCAAUUUGUUCAAUGCCUUGUACUUAUGGAUUAGCAACAAAUAUUCAAAAUGAUUAUGCAACAACUUCAAUUUGUCAAAGAUUUGAUCCAAGUAAAAGUGGAGCUGGUCUAUGGUUAUCACUUGAACAAACUGGAGAUGUUCCACAUUAUGUUAGUUUGAUUUUCAUUAUAAAUUUGCAUCUCAUUCAUUUUAGGAUGAUGAUUGUGCUGAAAAUAGUCGAGAAAUGGCUGUUGCUGUAUGUAAUCGUUUUAUUUUAUCACCAGAAUCGAAAAAAUCAGUUGAAUAUUCAUUGAGUUGGGAUAUGCCAAAAGUUAGUUUUGGAUCAAUUCAACGAUUUUAUCAAAGAAGAUAUACAAGAUUCUUUGGAUCUUCUGGAGCAGCUGAUAAUCUUUGUAUUCGUGCACUUCGGCGUAGAAAAACGUGGGAAGAAGAAAUUGAAAAAUGGCAAAAUCCCGUGUUAGAUCAUCCAAAAUUACCAGAUUGGUAUAAAUCAGCACUUUUUAAUGAAUUAUAUUUUAUAACUGAUGGUGGAUCGAUUUGGUUUGAAUAUGAUGAAAAAUGGGCAAAUGAUGAAGAACAUUUGAGUGAUUAUACUAAAAAUAUGAUGAAAGAAACUGGAAGAUUUGGAUAUUUAGAAUGUAAGAAUUUUUUUCAAAUUAUAAAGAAAAAAAUUGAUUUUUAGCAUGGGAAUAUCGAAUGGUGAAUACUUAUGAUGUUCAUUUUUAUGCCUCUUAUGCACUUGCUGAACUUUGGCCUGAUUUGGAACUUGCUGUUCAAGCUGAAUUUAGUGAGUUUGAUUAUUGUAGAUCAGAAGAAAAACAAUAACAGAUAAAUUUAAACUACAGUAGAUUUCGCUGAAAUUUUACCGUUUAGUUUUUUGAAAGUCGAAUUUUUGAAUGUAAAUCUAAAAGUUUGAAAAAAAGUUCAUGUUUCCAAUGCGAAGUUUUUUGUAUUUAUUCAUUUUUGAGAAUUUUUACAACAAAAAUUGAAACAAAAAGUGAAAUUAACACUCAGAAAAAAAAAUCAUCGGGUGAUUCAUAAAAACAAAGAAAAUUAUUGGAUAUUUUAAAAUUGAACUUUUCAGCGGAUCAAGUGUAUCAUUCGAUAGACAAACAAAUCCGUUUUCAUAUGGAAGGAGAUUGGGCGAAUAUAAAAACUGCGAGCCGAGUUCCACACGAUUUGGGAAAUCCAGCUGACGAACCAUGGCUGGCUACAAAUGCUUAUGUAAUGCAUGAUACUGGAAAAUGGAAAGAUUUGAAUAUGAAAUAUGUUUUGACUUCAUGGCGAGAUUAUAUUGCAUUAUCAAAUAAACAUGAAGAAUUCUUACAACAUACUUGGACUGCAGUUAAAGUAAUAGCAAAAUAUUUGGAAUUUAUAUUAAUUUUAAUUUUUCAGGUUAUAAUGACAGAAGCACUUGAACAAUGGGAUAAAGAUAAUGAUGGAAUGAUUGAGAAUUUUGGAAAAGCUGAUCAGACAUAUGAUGCGUGGCAAAUGGAAGGAGUUAGUGCUUAUUGUGGAUCACUUUGGCUAGCUUCUCUUCGAGUUGCAAUUGAAAUGUCGAAAAUUGUUGAAGAUUUUGAAACUAGUAAAUUAUUAAAUGAAACACUCGAAAAAGCAAAACAAGUAUUUAUUGAUAAAUUAUGGACUGGAACUUAUUUCCGAUUUUGUGAAAAAUCGCGAAGUCGAGAAACUUGUAUGGCUGAUCAAUUAUGCGGUUAUUGGUUUCUUCAAAGUGUUUCACCUGAAUUAACUGAAGAUUUAAUACCAAAACAUAUGAUUGAAUCAUCACUUUGGACAAUAUAUGAAUUAAAUGUUUGUAAAUUUGGAAAUGGAGAAAUGGGUGCUGUAAAUGGAAUGAAACCAAAUGGAAUUGUUGAUCGAGAAUAUAUUCAAGCAGAUGAAAUGUGGACUGGUGUUACUUAUGCUGUUGCAUCAUUUUUGAUACAACAAAAUGAAAUUGAAAAAGGUUUCAAAACAGCUUCUGGUUGUUAUUUAACAUGUUUUGAAAGACUUGGAUUACAAUAUCAAACACCUGAAGCAAUUUAUGAAACAAAAUUUUAUCGAGCAAUUGGAUAUAUGCGACCACUUUCAAUUUGGGCAAUGCAAUGGUCAUUGAAAAAACAUUGCCGAUUUAAUACUGAUUCGGAAAAUCUGGAACCUGUUAAAAAAGGUAAUGUGUUUUAUUUUUAGAUUUCUCUUUAAAAUUUACAACUUCAUUUCUUUCAGUUUUACCUCAUUUAUUGCCAAAUGGCGGAGAAGCAUCAAAAAGUAGCGAAGAUAAUGUUAGUCUUGGAUAUGUUAGCGAUUUCCAAGAAAUUCAAACACAUCAAUAAUCAUUUUAUAUAUUUAAAAAUUACUAAUCUGGUGCAAAUAUUUUCUCUUAUUUUUUUUUUCUUUUUCAUCGAAAAGUUGAAAAAUCUCGCAUUUACUAAUAACUUUGUUUGUCUUGUGAAUAGUACGGUUAUGACUAGAAAUUAUUACCUUUCUCUUUUUUGCAAUAAAGAUUCUUACUAUUCUUAUCAUUCAACAUUUUAUUGUUUUUAGUUUUUUCUGGGUUUUAAGGACCUAUUUUCCAAUAUUUGAAGUGUUUUGAGAAAAUAUAAAGUGGUUAAGCCCUCGGAAAAAAGAAAACUACACUCAAUUUUUGAACUUAUUGAAAUUUGAGAAGUUUUAUGAUCAUAUGAAUAAUUCAAUAGUUGAGGGUCAUAUGAAAGAAAUUGCAACAUUGUGCAAAUAAAGACAAAACAUACUUGAAUGAUAAUUUGAAAACACAAACAUCAAAAAACUUUUUUUAAAAAAAUUGGAAAAAAUGUUCUUCAGAUGCUCCGUCAAAUGCUCAAAAUUCGUUUUUCGCCAAUAAUUCGUAAUCAUUCUGGUGCAGGCUGUUGUGGUGGAAAUCAUGAACAAUCAGCUGCCGAAAAAUUGAUGAGUGAAUUAUUGGAAAAAGGAAUUGGAGGAUGCACAAAAGUUAAAGUACACGAUGUUUCAAGUUAGUCAAAACAUUUUAUCAACAGAAAAAAAACAAUAAUUUUGCAGAUGGAUGUGGUUCAAUGUUUGAUGUGACUGUCGAAGCAACAAGUUUUACGGGAAAAUCAAAAGUUGCUCAACAUAAAUUAGUAACAGGAAUUCUUCGAGAUCAAAUCAAAGAUAUGCAUGGAUUAACUAUUCGUACAAAAGCUGCAUAA